AUGACUAACGUACCGCGCCCUACCGAGCCGAUAACGUGCCCUCCAUACAAAGAGCCCGACACCAACGAAGAAACCGUCAUAGUGAUUCCUCCAAUCAGCGAAACGUUCGUCGACCCAUGUCCUCCUACAUGUUCCGCCAAUCCAGUAGUCGUAACAGUGACACAGCAACCCCAACCCGGAUCCGUGAUUGAGACCAUUGCACCCGAAGGCACCAUGACCACCGUCCCAGCAUCCAAAUUCCCCUGCUCCUCCUCCGACCUGAAACCCUGCCGGGGCGACGAAGUCCAGGACUGGAAAGUCUUCCGGGUAACCUGGACGCCCGAGUAUCCCAAACCCGGCCAUCCAAAACCCUACUACACCAGCUCGGAAUUCGAUUUCGACACCAUCCUCACAAUCACGGACAACUACCGCCAAAGCGAGCAUUUUGUCGUCAAGAUGGACGACGAAGUGCUGGGCGAGACGCACGAGAAUGGGUUCGAUGCGGAAAACAUGUGUCAGAAUGAUGGGGAUGUCUGCAUCGCGAAAGGGUUCUCGCAUGGAUCUUUCUUGGUCCCGAAGGGGAAACAUGAGUUCAGUUUUGAUUGGACGGAAGGGCCUCAGGAUUGGCCGAAUCUCAAACCGGCGAGUUCGGGAGGCGGGUUGUGGCGGUUUGAUAAACCGUGCGAAUGUGCCGAUGCUGACGAAGGCGGGGAGCUGAAGACGAAAUGA
Molecule: messenger RNA, 708 nt
Organism: Bacidia gigantensis
Lineage: Eukaryota; Fungi; Ascomycota; Lecanoromycetes; Lecanorales; Ramalinaceae
Exons: 1
Coding region: 1-708 (235 amino acids)
Source: RefSeq, a predicted model, not a curated record